AUGGCGGUGCUCCGGGCGCCGACGGUGCUCGGCGUGCUCGGCGUGCUGGCCGUGCUGGCGGCGCCGGCCGCCGCGGGACCGACAGAUGAUCGACCUUCCAGUCUGGCAGCGCUGCUUAUCCGUCGAAAAGCGGGCUGCGCGUACGGCGGCCAGCUAUACGAGCCGGGCGCCGUCAUCAAGUCGACGGAGCCGUGUCUCAACUGCACGUGCCACCCGACCUCGCUGACCAUCACGUGCCACCUGCGCGUGUGCCCGACGUACCCCGUGCCGCCGCCGCCCGGCUGCUUCCUGGUCACCCGCAACGGUCGCUGCUGCUCGGAGCUGAUUUGUGACACCGACAUCAACGUCGUCAGAAGAGCUCAGCGCAAAGACAAUAACGACGAAGCUGCGGUCAACUCGACAGCGAACUUCGACUUCCCUCCAGCGUUGGCGGGUGAAGAAGGCAGCUGCUCGAUAGAGGGCACUGUGUACGCGGACGGCUCGGCUAUGCUCACCUCGUCGAGCUGCGAGUACUGUUUCUGCAUCCGCGGCCAGCAGCGCUGCGUGCAGCCACGCUGCAUGCUGUCCGAGGCCGGCUGUCAGCCCCGGUACCGCGCGCUCGAUGCCUGCUGUCCCACCGAUUACGACUGCAAAACUCCUACUACAAGUACAACCACCACCACCACCAGCACCACCACAACUGAGAAGCCUUCACAAGACUGCGAAGUCAACGGCAAAACGCACGCGGAGGGGUCGCGUAUCGUUGAUAUGACCAGCCCGUGCCGCUCCUGCUUCUGCCUGCGCGGCAACGUGCGCUGUGCGCCCGUCCAGUGCUCGCCGGCUCUCGAGGGGUGCGCGCCCAUCAUGGAGCCGGCGAAGUGCUGUCCGGUCUCCUACAACUGCUCGGCGCCGGCCGUGGCCAGGGCUCGGUCGGCUCCUGCGUACGAUAACGCCGGCGGCGGUGACUCGAUCUCCGAGCCCCCGGAGUCGGCGGAGCCUGCUGCCUCCCGGCCGGUCAACUUCGCCCGAUCGGCCCAGCCGGCAGUCGCGGAGGGCGCGGUGGGCCACGGCUCAGUGGUGGCGGUCGACUACGGCGCGGUGUUUCCGGCACCGCCGGCCCGCAUCCAGCCGGCAGCCCCGCGCCGCCGCGCGCCGCCCAUCUUCCAGGUGCACGUGAAGAGCGGAGGCAUCAAGGUGUCCGGUCCGGCGCUGCGCGGUCACCACCAGGAGUACACCCCCGGCCUGCUCACCGUCCGCGACCUGGAGGUCAACAGCAACGAGAUCAGCGCCCGCAAGCGCCAGCUGAAGGCCGACGAUCCGGCGGAGGAGGAGGAGGUGUUCCUCGCCCUCAAUUCAGCCCAGGAGGCGGGUCCUCCCACCACUGGUGGUGGUGAGGAGGAGGGAAUGGAGACGGAGGGAAGCAAGCAGGCGCUGGAGGAGGAUGUCGGUGCUGCAGAGGGAGGCGGCGGUGAAGGAUCGGGAGCAGAGCCGGAGGAUCCCGCUGGCUCGGCACCGAAGGAGGCCGUCUCCGUCACCGGCGCGUUCGCGGGCUUCGCCGCGCAGGCCAUCCCGAUCCUGGCCGACUCUGAGGACGAGAGGCGGAUAGAGAACGCGUUGGCGGCGGCGGAGGAGGAGAGGGAGCUGGAGCAGGAGGGCUCCGGCCGACCGGACCAGGACCCGCGUCAAGAUGCGGCCGUGCAAAAUAUCAUGAAGGCCGUGCUCAGCGAGAUUGAGUCCCACCAGAAGGUAGUCUUGACCGAUGGCGUGCACGACAUUAGUUUGGCACAAGACGACGCUGCUGACAUGUCCACGAUGCAUGAGAACGACGUCGGAGAACAAGCCAAGGAAGUCGUGGCAACUUUGGCAGAUAUAACCACUACCACAGCACCGCAGCCUACUACACUGACUGAAAGCCCACAUGUGCCCAUGGAAAAAGAGGCGGAAGCUCCAGUGUCCUCUGUGCCGGCUUUAUCCCCAACUGACGCUUCACCGGAAGAGGAGGUCGUGGAGGACAUGGAGCCCGCUGGCGAAUUGACGGUCGGCAGUUUACCUGAGAUGUCGGAAAGCAUCGCAUCUGGAGCAAGCACGAUGUUCGAGGGCACGAAAUCUGAGCCGGCCCCCAUCAUGGCGAGCCCAUCUGUGAUUGAUUCCACAGAAGAUAGUACACAGUCAGGAUUUGAAGCCAUGGCAUUACCAGCUGAAGGCGACAUGAACGUGAUGCCAGACUCUGAGUUGAUAUCUGGAAUGGGGCAGAUGCUGGAGGGUAGCGGGCUCGAACCAGACUUGACGACGGACAGCCCUGCAGCAGAGGUGGACUCAGUUCCAGACAGAGCCCCACCCGGUUCGGAUUCGGUCCCAUCGGAAACUGUUCCAGAAAUCGAUGACAGCGCGGCGGAGGUCCGAACGGAAGAGGAAGGUGCCAAGGCCGAUAGCGACGCCGACUCGUCCGUGGCAAACCCAAUGAGUGGAACUAGCACGCAGCAAACAACAACGGGAGAGGCAACAACGGAAGGCCCGGCGCCGCGGCCGACCUUCACCCGACGUCCGUCCAGACCAGGACUCGGCUUUCUCGCCGUUCUUGACCUGCUGACCAGGAGGCGACAGAGGCCCAGGGGCACCGCUCGACCCAGCGCGGCACCCGCUCCAGCGACAGAAGAGCUCGACCGGCUGGAGCUGGCGACUUCUACAGCACCGACACCGACCAGCUCGGCUGAGUUAUCAAGCAAGGUGCCUGGUGAGCUAGACCGCUCAAAACCUGGAGAUGUGCCGAGCGAGAGUGCCGACCAAGGAAGCCCUGCGACCGCCGAGGGACCGGAGCAAGAGGUACGAGAGGAGGGCGACGCUGCUUCUCCUGACGUGACUUCGCCGCCGUCUACGACCGUUUCGGCGACGAUAGUGACCGAAGAAGCUGAGGUCUUGACCACGCCGGAGCCGGAGCCGACCACGGCCAAGGAGCGACUGGCACUGGACGUCCUGGGGCACGCCGAGCUGGAGAAGCCGGAGCUGCCGCCGGCUCUUCCCAACCUCAGGAUCAUACCGUUCGUAGCAGCGGAUGCUGUCGUAAACCGGUACACGGACGAGUUAGCCGUGGAGAAAAUCAGCAACCGGUACGGCCUGAGUGCCAUCGACAACCCCGAAGAGCAGAGCGCAGACCCAGACUCGUGCGUGAUCGAGUCGCGCCGGUACUCCAACGGCGAGCAGGUGUACCGUCCGGACGAGCCGUGCCUGGUGUGCCGGUGCUACUACGGCCGCGUGCUCUGCCAGAGCACAGAGUGUCCGGUCGUGCCGCCCGCCUGCCGGGCCGCACCGCGCCGCGGCUUCUGCUGCCCGGAGCUCGUCUGCGACGACGAAGAAUUCCGUGAGGAGCCCAAAUUCAAGCCUCCAACGUUCCUAACCCCAACCACCAGGCCAUCACCCUCAACCUCUACCCGAACCACCCCGAAGCCAACCACCCAGACCAGCCUCAGCGCGAUUCUGCGCAACCGGAUCCGGCCCAAGCCAGCGCGCGUGCCGUCCUCUUCCGCCGCCACCACGACCGAGGCGGCGCCGCGGCCGUCCUCCGUCGCCGCCACCACGCCGCGGCCCGUGCCGCCGCCGCCGUCCGUCUCGCUCGACAACCUGGCUUUCACACGCGGCGGCGGCGUUUCCGUGCCGGCAUCCGUGCCGGACGCGCUGGUCGGCAACAAGCCCUCCCGGCGACCGAUCUUGCCGCUCUUCAGCCGUCCCGACCGCGUCAAGUACCGGCCGCGGCCCCGGCCCCGGCCGCGGCCGCGGCCGCGCCCCCGGCCGGCCUCGACGGAGGCGCCAGUGACCCCGCCGCCGACCAAGCGCCCGCCGCCGCCGCCCGCUCCAGCCGCCCCGGCUGAAGAGACGAACGACCUCUCCACCGGCGGUGACCCAUUCUCAUUCUUUGGUGCGCUGAAGCUGUCCGGCUGCAACAUUUUUGGGCGCAUGUACCGCCUGAACACGGUGAUCAAGGAGCUGUCAGACGAGUGUACUCUAUGCCAGUGCACUCCUGCCGGCGUCAGCUGCUCACCGCCGCGCUGCUAGCGGCUGGAGCCGGAGCCGGAACCGGAGCCGGAGCCCAAGUCGGUGCCGGAGCCGUAGCCGGAGCCGGAGCCGCGGCGGCAGCGAGUGUGAUCCGAAAUUGUUGUGGAGCACAGAAUCGGAUCUGGAACCGUAGCCGGAGCCGGAGGUUGAGGUGGAGCCGAAAUCGGAGUCAGCGCCGGAGCCGGAGCCGGAGCUGGAGCCGGAGAACCGGAGCCGGAGCCGAAGUCGGAAAGUUGCGGAACACAGAAUCGGAUCUGGAACCGUAGCCGGAGCCGGAGCUUGAGGCGGCGCCGAAAUCGGAGCCAGUGCCGGAGCCGGAGCCGGAGCCGGAGCCGGAGCCGGAGCCGGAGCGGAGCCGAAGCCGGAGCCGGAGCCGGAGCCAGAGCCGGAGCCGAAGCAGGAACAGGACUCACUGGAACCAUCCGCAUGAAUGUGUAGUGGAGAGCACCCAGCCAAAUACCACGGGCAUUAGUGUCGGGCCACGGCCCGGCACCUCGGGGCGUGUUGGGAAUCGGACCAGCCCCGGUGCUUCUAAUAAGAUUUCGCCUGGCUGCGUGACGGACUGCAGCGGUCUGUUUGUCGGAACGACGGCGUGCACCGCUGCGGCUUUAGUAGGUGGUCGUGGGACGUACAGCAUCAUAAGAUGGGGCAUUGGAAGCCGUCGCGGUGUUCCGUGUGUAAGAUAAGUAAUUUUUAAUAAAAAUGAUGCAAAAUGA
Pollicipes pollicipes is the source of this 4745-nucleotide messenger RNA. RefSeq names its product formin-like protein 20. Gene Ontology annotation, cellular component: extracellular region. The transcript has 15 exons. NCBI's taxonomy places the organism in Eukaryota, Metazoa, Arthropoda, Thecostraca, Pollicipedomorpha, Pollicipedidae. The coding region runs from base 1 to 4029 and encodes 1342 amino acids. Gene Ontology annotation, molecular function: protein binding. The record is from RefSeq and is a predicted model, not a curated record.